UUACAUGCAAGAGCACCGAUCUCCGUUACAAUAAAGAUCAAGGGACCUUCCGUUUAAUGUAAACUUACUUACUCCAGCUAUCGGCAACUUACACGCAGUCCCGUGAAAUUGCUCUCUUAAUCUAGCCUAGCCUAACCUAACAGAAAGGUGAUGUAAUAUCUAGGCAAAGGACAGACCCCGCGCGUACUACAAAUAAUUGUUAUCGAUACUCUAAUAAGAUCGAGGAAUAAAUGGUUAAAUCAUCUGUAAGUAAAGGACAAGAGGAUGCUGGAGGCUGGCUGGUCCAUAAUGGAACAUAAUGGAAUUCAGGAUCCAACGAACGUGGGCUGAAUAGCGAAAAAAAAUAUGAAAUGCCCGAAGCUGUCAUGGAGGCGGUCGAGUAGAGGGUGAUAAUGAUUACAGAGUAGGUAGAGCAAAGCAGAGAGUAGGAAAGUGGAGGGAGUUGAGAACGAGGGUGAGGACGAGGAUGAGUGCCAGGUACUGUGGAGAAAUAGAGGGAAAAGAAGAAAAUAGAAUGUCCGGAGAAUGGGAGGGCGUCGAUGGGCGUUCCGCGGUCCCGCGAUGAUUACAGACUCGGCGAGCCUAUAAUACUCAUCUUCUCCUUCCUCGCAUGCUUCUAUACCUUUCUUUUUUUUUAUAUCUCUUUUUCCACUGCCUUUUUUCGUCUUUACAAUCCACUCUGCCUUCGGAGUAAUGGAGGGAUGGAACUAUCGAAGGCAGGAAAGACGUACAGAGAGAAACAUACUUCUUUUUUUCUACCACGAAUAUAUUCGUCCUUUGAUUCCUUGAGGUCUUUGUAUUCUCAAAAGACAAAAAUUUCAUACGAACGCAACCCUUGAACCCUCAACCCUUGAGUGCAAGCGCAGUGCAAAAUAAUACGAAUCACUUUAAAGUCCAUCACUGGCAUCGUAAUGAAAUCAUCCCGGUUUUUGGACCUGCGCGUGUUUCCUUAGUAAAAAAAGAAAGAAAAAAUGCUAAUGCAUGCUAACGGAUUUACAAAUCAGUCACCAUGACGUGGAGAAGCGUCACUUUAUUUCAACGUAUCGAGGAAACUUGAAAAUCAACGUUACUCGACUUUCAAGAAAAUGUCAAUUAUAACGAAUAAAAAAAAACUGGACAAACUUUCAGGUCGCAAACAACUGGACCAACUGCUAGAUCAGAGUCUCUCAGGAGGAACUAUGGGAUGUGGAGGCGGUGAUCACGAGGUUGAAAUCUAUCCAGCGGCCAAGGCCAGAAUAAGGGAUCUCGUGCACGAGAUGCCAUCGUCAAUUGGAAUGGGCGGAAAGCCAAUGGAGAUAGUGGAUAGGCCAGUGGCGAGAGGACUCCAGAGACGAGGGCCAAUUUUCUCGUACGUGGCGAAGUCCCUGAGGUCCUUAAGGAUGGUUGAAACGAUAGCGGGGGACACGAAUACUGUUUCUCUAUGGAAAGGACAUGUCCUUUGCCACUACCGAAAGUGCCCUGACGUUAGGAAUUUUUAAAAAAGAGGCUUUCCAAGAGUGGAGUGGAAGAUUGCAAAGAGUCAGUGACGUCAUCUUCCGAUACUUAUGGGAUACACGCUUAUUGUUAGUUAAUUAUAUUCUACCUUUGCAACGUACUCUAUCAAGAUCAAACGUCUGAAUUAUUUCACGAGAGAGAUAUAAUAUUUUAAAGAUGGAAAACUAUUUUUAAAAAAAC
Molecule: messenger RNA, 1674 nt
Organism: Cephus cinctus (wheat stem sawfly)
Lineage: Eukaryota; Metazoa; Arthropoda; Insecta; Hymenoptera; Cephidae
Exons: 3
Coding region: 1086-1478 (130 amino acids)
Source: RefSeq, a predicted model, not a curated record